Messenger RNA from Episyrphus balteatus (marmalade hoverfly), 6119 nucleotides. It is a transcript of the gene brm, whose product is annotated as ATP-dependent helicase brm. Gene Ontology annotation, biological process: positive regulation of transcription by RNA polymerase II. The record is from RefSeq and is a predicted model, not a curated record. Gene Ontology annotation, molecular function: DNA binding; ATP-dependent chromatin remodeler activity; transcription factor binding. The coding region runs from base 286 to 5619 and encodes 1777 amino acids. NCBI's taxonomy places the organism in Eukaryota, Metazoa, Arthropoda, Insecta, Diptera, Syrphidae. The transcript is spliced from 4 exons. Gene Ontology annotation, cellular component: nucleus.
UUAAAGUUUUCAUCGCGUCUUUCUAAAAAAGGAUUUUUCUCUCUUAAAAAAUCUACAAAAAAUACAUAAAAAAUCAUUAUAUUUUACAUAAAUAAUUGCUUAAACUAUUAACAAAUACAAAUUCUAUAUAUUCAUCUAUCUAUUAAAACCAAAAUAUACUUUAAUUGUGCAUUUUAUUGAUGAUUAAAAAUGUGGUGGAAGUGAAGUUUUUGCAAGAGUCUGUCUGUGUGUGUUUUUGUCUACUAAUAAAAAAGUCAAUCGAUUGUGAAGCACCUUCGACAGAAAAUGGCUUCGCCCUCGCCGGCAAAUAGCCCAAUGCCACCACCACAAGCACCCAGUCCAAUGGGGCCACCAUCACAAAGUCCAGCACCUUCGCCGUCGCCACAUAGUCCAUAUCCACAUCAGCAAGGGCCUCCAGUGGGACAACAACAACAACAACAAUGUCCCCCAAUCGGCGGUCCCCCUCCACACGGACCACCUCAACAUGGUCCUCCGCAGCAUGGUCCACCUUCUGGUGGGCAACAUGGACCACCACAACAUGGUCCGCCAGGUGGGUCACAUAUUCCGCCACCCGGGCAACACGGUCAACCGCCGCACCAUGGUCCGCCAGUGCCGCAUCCAGGUGGCCCAUAUGGUGGACCCCAUUCGCAUCCGCACGGACAACAUGGUCCGCCUGGAGGACCCCAUGGACCGCAACAACAUGGUCCACAGGGUCAACAUGGUCCGCCACCUGGACAACAUGUCCAACACGGUCCGUCACCUCAGCACGGACCGGCUGGGUCACAUGGUCCGCCGGGAUCGCAUCCACCAACUCCACACGGUCCUCCUGGGUCACAUCCACCGAAUUCUCAUGGUCCGCCAGUUUCACAUGCUCCCGGGUCUCAUGGGCCACCUUCGUCGGGUUCGCAUCCUUCUGGUUCGCAUGGUCCACCUGGUGGACAUGGUCCGUCUUCGCAUGGCCCAUCGCCACAUGGUCCAUCGCCUCAUGGGCCGUCUCCCCAUGGUCCUGGCCAACAUGGUCCUUCUGGGUCUCAUAUUCAACAGGGAAAUCAAGGUCCACCACAGCAUAUGAAUGGUCCACCGGGUCAACCACCGCAGGGUCAUCAUAUGCCACCACAUCAUCAAGGAAUGGGUCCUCAUUUAGGUAUGCAAAUGGCACCACAAGGACCAUCUAUGUCACCAAUGGGUUAUCAAACGCAUUCAAUGCCAUCAAAUGGUCCACCAGCACCUGGCCAACCACCAUCAGGCGGACCUGGACAAGAGAACUUAAAUGCCCUUCAAAGAGCAAUCGAUUCAAUGGAGGAGAAGGGCCUUCAAGAGGAUCCUCGUUACUCCCAACUUUUGGCUCUACGCGCCACAUCUAAACACCAGCAUUUUACUGGAAAUCAAGUGAAUAUGCUACGAACUCAAAUUACCGCAUAUCGUUUAUUAGCUCGAAACAAACCGAUAUCAAUUCAAGUGCAACAAAUGCUUCAGCAGCAGCAACAACAACAGCAACAGCCUCCCCAGCCACAGCAACAUCAACCACAACAACAGCAGCAGCAGCCACCGCAAGGUCCACCACAGCCACCAAACGCCGGACCUGGUCCCCAACAACCUCAGCAACAAAAUCAACCGCCUCCAGGUGGUGUUCGUCAAGAUGGUACCCCACCACAAUGCCCAACACCACCCAGUAGCCCAUUCCAACCAGGCGUUAACAAAAUGGGCGGUCAGCAGCCAAUGCAACCACCAAUGCAGCAGCCUCCUCCAGAUCAUUCAAUGCCGAACGGUGCAAAACCACCUAUGAUGGGCGGAGGACAGCCACCAAUUUCAAGUCCAAUGCAAGCAAGCAUGGCACAAGGCAAUCGCCAAAUGCCACCUGGAAUGCCAAUGCCACAGGGUCCACCAGGACCAAAGCCCGCAGCUCCGCCACCACAACAACCAAUGCCAAAACCAAAUCGGGUUACUACCGUGGCAAAACCAAUUGGUCUUGAUCCGAUAACAUUGCUACAAGAGCGUGAAAAUCGCAUUGCUUCAAGGAUAUCACUCCGCAUGCAAGAGCUACAAAGACUCCCUGCAACAAUGCCCGAAGACCUUCGACUUCAAGCUGCUAUAGAGCUACGAGCACUGCGUGUUUUAAAUUUCCAACGUCAACUCCGUAGUGAAAUCGUCCAAUGCACUCGACGCGAUACAACUCUAGAAACUGCUGUCAAUGUCAAGGCCUACAAACGCACCAAGCGUCAAGGCCUCCGCGAAGCUCGAGCAACUGAAAAACUCGAAAAGCAACAGAAACUAGAAGCCGAACGCAAAAGACGCCAAAAACAUCAAGAAUUUCUGGCUGCUGUUCUUCAACAUGGCAAAGAUUUCAAAGAGUAUCAUCGCAACAAUAAAGUACAGCUGGCACGUAUGAACAAGGCAAUUAUGAAUUAUCAUGCCAAUGCAGAAAGAGAACAAAAGAAGGAACAAGAACGCAUUGAAAAAGAACGUAUGCGCCGUUUGAUGGCUGAGGACGAAGAAGGUUAUCGUAAGCUGAUUGAUCAAAAGAAAGACAAACGUUUGGCAUUCCUUUUGUCACAAACCGAUGAGUACAUUUGUAAUCUCACCGAAAUGGUCAAGCAGCAUAAAGAUGAUCAAAAGAAAAAGAAGGAAGAAGAAUGCAAACGUAAAGUUCGUUACAAGAAAGAGUUGUUGGCAAGUGGUGAAUACCAAUCAAUCGAUGAGAAUUGUCUUGCUGCUGAUAUGCGCGUAAGUGUUAUGGAACAAGCAACUGGCAACAAAUUGAGCGGCGAUGAUGCCCCAUACUUGAAGGAUCUACAUCGAUGGCUGGAAUCUCAUCCUGGCUGGGAUUGGGUUGAAAGCGAUUCCGAUGAUGAGGAUGAAGAAGAGCGUCAAGAAAGAGAAAAUAGAGAACGUUAUGAAGCUAGACACGGAAAGAAAGAAAAAACCGAAGAAGACCUUACCAAGGAGCUUAUCAAGAAGGCCAAGGUUGAAGAUGAUGAAUACCGUACCGAAGAACAAACAUAUUACAGCAUUGCUCAUACUGUUCAUGAGAAGGUUUACGAACAGGCUAAUAUAUUGGUAAAUGGUCAGCUGAAGGAGUAUCAAUUGAAGGGUCUCGAAUGGAUGGUUUCACUCUACAAUAACAAUUUGAAUGGCAUUCUGGCCGAUGAGAUGGGUUUGGGGAAAACCAUUCAAACCAUUGCUCUUGUUACUUAUUUGAUGGAACGCAAAAAAGUCAAUGGACCAUUUUUGAUUAUUGUUCCAUUGUCAACACUUCCCAAUUGGGUGUUGGAAUUCGAGAAGUGGGCUCCAUCUGUUGCUAUUGUUAGUUACAAAGGCAGUCCACAAGGUCGUCGAUUGUUACAGAAUCAAAUGAGAGCAACAAAAUUCAAUGUACUUUUAACCACUUACGAAUACGUUAUUAAAGAUAAAUCAGUUUUGGCUAAAUUGCAAUGGAAAUACAUGAUUAUUGAUGAAGGUCAUCGUAUGAAGAAUCAUCACUGCAAAUUGACACAAGUUCUUAAUACUCACUAUAUGGCACCAUACCGUUUGCUAUUGACUGGUACUCCAUUGCAAAAUAAACUGCCGGAAUUGUGGGCUUUGUUGAAUUUCUUGUUGCCGUCUAUAUUCAAGAGUUGCUCGACAUUUGAACAAUGGUUUAAUGCUCCAUUUGCAACCACUGGUGAAAAAGUAGAGUUGAAUGAGGAAGAAACUAUUUUGAUUAUUCGUCGUUUGCAUAAAGUAUUGCGUCCGUUCUUGUUGCGUCGUCUCAAGAAAGAGGUGGAACAUCAAUUGCCUGAAAAAGUCGAGUAUAUUAUUAAAUGUGAGAUGUCUGGAUUGCAACGAGUACUUUACAAACACAUGCAGAGCAAAGGUGUUUUGCUUACUGAUGGUUCUGAGAAGGGAAAACAGGGCAAGGGUGGUGCCAAGGCUUUGAUGAACACAAUUGUACAGUUGAGAAAACUGUGUAAUCAUCCAUUCAUGUUUCAGCAUAUUGAGGAGAAGUAUUGCGAUCAUAUUGGUGGACAUGGUGUUGUUUCUGGUCCUGAUCUCUACCGUGUAUCGGGAAAAUUCGAAUUACUCGAUCGGAUUCUGCCAAAGCUAAAAGCUUCCAACCAUCGUGUAUUACUUUUCUGUCAAAUGACACAGUGCAUGACAAUUAUUGAAGAUUAUCUAGGAUGGCGUCAAUUUGGCUACUUACGUUUGGAUGGUACAACCAAAGCAGAAGAUCGUGGUGAUCUUUUGAAGAAAUUCAACGCCAAGGAUUCUGAUUAUUUUGUAUUUUUACUCUCAACCCGAGCUGGUGGUUUAGGUCUUAAUCUUCAAGCUGCCGAUACUGUUGUUAUUUUCGAUUCUGAUUGGAAUCCUCAUCAGGAUUUACAAGCACAAGAUCGUGCUCAUCGUAUUGGCCAGAGAAACGAAGUGCGUGUCCUUCGUUUGAUGACUGUCAAUUCAGUCGAAGAACGUAUUCUAGCUGCAGCAAGAUACAAGUUAAACAUGGAUGAGAAAGUCAUUCAAGCUGGUAUGUUCGAUCAGAAAUCAACUGGCAGUGAACGUCAACAAUUCUUGCAGACAAUUUUGCAUCAAGAUGACGGUGAAGAGGAAGAAGAAAAUGAAGUACCCGAUGAUGAGGUUAUAAAUAUGAUGAUAGCUCGUAGUGAAGAUGAAUUGGAGUUGUUCAAGAAAAUGGAUGUUGAUCGCAAGAAAGAAGAUCAAGUUAUUCAUCCUGGAAGGGAACGUCUCAUCGACGAAUCGGAACUGCCCGAUUGGUUGACCAAAGACGAUGACGAAGUUGAAAGAUGGCAUACAUAUGAAGAUGAUAUAAUUCUUGGCCGGGGAUCACGUCAACGCAAAGAAGUCGACUAUACAGAUAGUUUGACCGAAAAGGAAUGGCUAAAAGCAAUCGAUGAUGGUGCUGAAUUCGAGGAAGAAGACGAUGAAGAUCGUGAUUCGAAACGUAAACGUAGUCGUAAACGAAAGAGUCGCAAAGAAGAUUCUGAUGACGAUUCAUUGAUCAUGAUGAAGAGACGUAAGCAACCAGUUGAUAAACGUUUGAAAAAACAAAUGCACAAAAUCAUAAUGACUGUAGUAAAAUACACCAACGAAGAUGGUCGAAAUUUAGCGGAGCCAUUCAUAAAACUUCCGUCACGUCAAAAACUGCCCGACUACUAUGAUAUUAUUAAAAGACCCUUGGAUAUCAAAAAAAUACAACAACGCAUUGAAGAUGGCAAAUAUGCAGAGUUUGCCGAUUUGGAAAAAGACUUUGUACAACUUUGUCAGAAUGCACAAAUCUAUAACGAAGACACAUGCUUAAUCUAUUUGGAUUCAAUUGAAUUGCAAAAAGUAUUUUCGGCGGCACGAAAUCGAAUUUUAGCUUCGAAUGAGCCCGCAUCACCAGAUCAGUCGGAAAAUGAAGACGACGAUGACAAUUCAGAUGAUGAUGGGGGUUCAUCAUCGGUUAAGAUGAAAUUGAAAAUCAACAAGGGUGGUGCUGGUAGCUCGGGUAGUGUACCGGUAACACCAACUCCUGCUUCGAGUGCAUCUAAUUCCAAUUCAUCGACAGCAAAGAAAUCAAGUCGACGAAAACGUUCUCAGAAAAAGUAUACUAUUUCAGAAGAUGAAGAUGACGAUAUGGAUUAGGAGUUGCAAGCAUUUCAAAUGCAUCUGCUUAUUCAUUAUAGUUUUAAGUGUACAAUAGAAUCUUAUAGUUGAUGGUUGGUUUUAGUUUUCUCUCUCUUCGGAAUCAAAUUCUUAUUUAGUUUUUUUUUUUCUUCUUUUUAAAUUGUUCUUUUUUUAAUUUAAUUUUAAUUUAAUUAAUUGUAUGAGAUAUUAUUGUGUUUACUUGUCCCCUUAUCUAAAUGAUUUAUCCACAGUUUAUUCUAGAAUUCAUAUUUUUAUCAUUUUUUAUAAAAAACUAAAAUUAAUCUUUGAGAAAAAUUUAAUUAAAAAUACUUUAGCAUGAUCAACACAAAAUAAGUCUAGGCAUAUAUGCUAAAAUUUGAACUUGAACAUUAUUAGAAAUAUAGUUAAAAAUAACAACAACAACUGCUAUCUUGCAGGAUUUAUUCAUUAAAACUUGGGAAUUUCCUUGAUUUUUUUUUCUGUUUGACGUAGAGAACAAUAAAAUAUAUUUAAAUGUA